This is a messenger RNA of Alternaria alternata, 908 nucleotides long. RefSeq lists its product as hypothetical. The coding region runs from base 286 to 834 and encodes 182 amino acids. Lineage: Eukaryota; Fungi; Ascomycota; Dothideomycetes; Pleosporales; Pleosporaceae. The transcript is spliced from 2 exons. The record is from RefSeq and is a predicted model, not a curated record.
UCGCGUUUCAUGUACUAGCCAAGGUUUCUGGUACCGCGUUUACACACGAGUCUGAAAUAGAUCAUGGCUUAAAUUAUGACAGCGAUGUUGAGAGCAUCACGAGAUAAGCUUUGUCUGCUCACUGUAAGCAAUGAUUUCCGCCUUUUUGCUUCACAUUCAGCUCCGCGGCACCAGUACAAAGCAUCACUUCCGGCUGAUGACCUUACAAAUACUAUGCGUUCAAUCUCUCUCUUUAUUCCCAAAUAAUUCGCAGUAGCAUCGCUUUGAUCUAUUCUGGAGUCAGAGAUGACCAUUAGGGGACCUCUGUCAAGCGACCAGACAAGGCAAUGCAUGUGUCGAGGACACGAGAACGACAUCAGCAUUGAAGUACGGGGCCCUGUCGCAGCCUACAGUACACUAGAGAAGGUGCUGCAACUUGAUCAGAAGCUAUCAAACCUACAUAGUGCCAUGAUGGAGUGCAGCACAUGUGCUUCAGAUCCAACGCGCACUACGACUCUUCUUCGCGAACUGGAAAUCCUUUGUACCCUUUACGUUGCAGGGCAGGCAAAGUUUGCGCCAUCGGGCGUUCCUAUUGACAAAGAUAGCAAUGAAAGCCGCGCUGAGCUUGGCGACAGCACCUUCCAAUUAAGCCGAUACGUGUUGGACAGCGAGGAGUGUAGAGUUGUGGGUCGCAUUGUCGUGAAGCAAGGGCUGGAUCACCUUCAAAAGAAGCUGCAGAUCGUGCAGGCGGAGCAGAGGCGGAACAAUUGUGCCACAAUGCAGAACGAGAUCAGUGCGAAAGUUCAGGGGAUACUUUCGAAAGUAUGGGAGGCUUCCGCAUAUGGAUGUUUGUAGACACGGGGGAUUCGCGAGGGCGCGUCCAGCGUCAAGGCCGUGGUAGCUAAGGUACUCGAUCAAAAAUGAAGCAC